AUGCCUUCACAAACACCAAUGCCCAUGAUGAACUCAUACGGUAACAGUGGUCCGACGAAUGGUAACAUGCAGUUCGCUCCUCCUCCCGCAAAUCGUGAAGUCAUUGUACCAUUUGCUGAGGGUGCCAGUGUAGUUUUGGCUAUUAUAUUGCAGGACACAAUUCUCGAUCUUCACUUCGAUUCUGUGUUUGAUGCAUGCCCAAUCUGCUCGUGUAAUACCUCAAUUCGUGCGAGAGAGCUGGGAUUGUACAUUACUCCACCGGAUGUGCUACGGAUGCCUGCGCAUGUUCAACAGGCGCAGAUCGGCUCUUGGAGUGGAUUCGCACUGGAACAAGCCAACACGUGCACAUGUGGAUUUAGUGCCGUGCGCCACCGCUAUCUUUCACUUUGUUCUGGCUUGUUCCCCGAAGAUUCUCGAGAGGCGACUGCUAUUGAACAUUCCGUCGCUCCGGUGAAUGGUCUCGGUACAGAUGUAGGUCUGCAAGCUAGCAGUCAAAUCUGGUAA
Haemonchus placei is the source of this 504-nucleotide messenger RNA. The record is from the annotation of a GenBank genome assembly. Lineage: Eukaryota; Metazoa; Nematoda; Chromadorea; Rhabditida; Trichostrongylidae.